AUGAAUUCAAAAAUUAAAGGAAUAACGGAUGAUAUAACAUCAAUUCCACCAGAAGAACAAAGAUAUUACGCAUUAAAUGCAUUUCCUAAAGUUUUGAAGAUUGGAAGAUUUAAUUUAAAUGAGGAAUUCAUAAAAGGUUUCCUAAAUGACAUAAUGAAGAAAGCAGAUAAGGAAUAUGUUAACGAUGAGUUAGCAAAGAAAGCAGAUAAGGAAUAUGUUAACGAUGAGUUAGGGAAGAAAGCAGAUAAGGAAUAUGUUAACGAUGAGUUAGCAAAGAAAGCAGAUAAGGAAUAUGUUAACGAUGAGUUAGGGAAGAAGGCAGAUAAGGAAUAUGUUAACGAUGAGUUAGCAAAGAAAGCAGAUAAGGAAUAUGUUAACGAUGAGUUAGCAAAGAAAGCAGAUAAGGAAUAUGUUAACGAAAUAUACCAAAGUUUGAUAGGAACAAAAAAUAUUGAAACUAUUGUUGGUGACUUUUCUGUCAAUGAAGAAAACAAAUAUUUUAGAUGGGGGUUUGUACAGUCCUUAAGAAAUGGUAUACGGUAUACUCAUUCCGAAAAUAACAAUGAAAUGUAUGUAGGCUAUAUAAAGAAUAAUGGUACACAAGUUAAAGUUCCAUUAGACAACAACUGCUACUUAAACUUAUAUGGAGACGAACAAAAGAAAUAUUUAAGAGUUUAUGAAAUGACGGAUAUGACAGAUAUGACAUUGUCUAACGUAGCUCCAGCACCGUAUUAUUAUGACUAUGGUGUUGACGCACAUGUAGACCCAAAAAAGCAAACAUUAUAUUUAGAAUAUUAUAGAUAUAAAAGAUAUAAUGCAAUAGAAAAACGAGAAUAG
This is a messenger RNA of Trichomonas vaginalis G3, 837 nucleotides long. RefSeq names its product phage tail repeat-like family. The transcript has a single exon. Bases 1 to 837 code for a protein of 278 amino acids. Lineage: Eukaryota; Parabasalia; Trichomonadida; Trichomonadidae. The record is from RefSeq and is a predicted model, not a curated record.